CCGCGUUAACGUCUCUCAUGCGAAUCAGAAUCAACCGAUAAACAUUACACACUCCGACGUGUUCUCCGCGAGUUAUAGUACACACCUAUUAGGUAUACCUACCUAUACACGGAUACAACACAUAUAAUAUUACGGUUGUCGUUUUGUGGAUCUGUCACGAACUUUCAAUGGGUCACGACCAACCUCACUCAUACGUUUGGCCUGCAGACUAUAACUGGAUGAAACCACAGCAUCAUGCUGAAGUUUCAACAGUAAGUCAAGUAAACUUCCCAGUGUCAUCAACAGAAGUUCUGGUGCCAUGGUUAUUAUCUAUGUGGAUGAUGGGAAAUAAAACUCCUACGGAUUACCCUAAACGUAAAGUUGUGAAAAAACCAAACAAAAAAAGUCGAAACGAAAACACGGGAUUUAAAGAUCGUUUUACGUGGGGGCAAAUAGAUCUGGAAUAUCCCAGUCAAGAUUCUAAACAAAUGGCCAUCAAUACCGGUGCAUUUAUUCCGGUUAACAAUCUACUACUGGGGCUGGAAGUGUGGAAGAACAAGAUGUUUUUAAGCCUGCCACAAUGGAGGCCGGGAAUACCAGUAACGUUGGCGUACGUGAAUUUGAACAGUCGCACCAAGUCCCCGAUGCUGAAGCCAUAUCCCUCGUGGAACUGGUACGCUAAUAAUAUGAACCGCUGUCAUGGUUUGGUGUCUGUGUUCCGGAUGGAAGUGGACAAGUGUGACCGAUUGUGGGUGUUGGAUACAGGUGCCAUAAACUUGGCGAACAGGGUCGAUCAAAUAUGUCCGACCAAGCUAGAUGUAUUCGACUUGAAAACUGAUACACACAUUAAGCGUUUUAUUAUCCCGAAAAAUCAAACGCUAAAGGAUUCGCUGUUUACGAACAUUGUAGUUGAGAUUCUCAAUGAUAAUUGCGAAGAUGCGUACGCUUACAUGUCUGAUGUAUUUCAAUAUGGAUUGGUUGUUUACAGCUACAAAGAGGACGUCUCUCGCCGGAUCAACCAUCCCUAUUUCUAUCCAGACCCGCUGUACUGCCAUUACAGCAUGGACGGCAUAACGUUCAACUGGAUGGACGGCAUUUUCGGCAUGUGCCUGUCUCCGGACAGCGGUGCCGGGCGACGGGUGCUCUACUUCCAUUCGCUGUCCAGCAACAACGAGUUCUACGUGCCCACCGCAUCGCUGCGCAACGGUACGCUCCGCGAGGGUGACAUCAUCGAGCAUUUCUUUGCGCUCAACGAUUCGCGGUGCGGACGCCAUCAGUCGUGUCAGUCGUCGGGCAUGGCGGUGGACGCGAAGGGCGUCAUGUACUACAACCUGGUGACCGCGGGCAAAGUGGGUUGCUGGGACACCGGACGUCCGUUUGAGUCGGUCACGCAGGGUCUGUUGUCCAGCGGCCCGACGCCGCUCAGCUUCCCCAACGACCUUAAGGUGGAUAAAGAGUCCGCGCAAAGGGUGUGGAUGCUCAGCAACGGGCUGCACAAGUAUCUGUACGGCAAAACGGACCCAAACCAGAUAAACUACCGAAUAAUGGUGGCGUACACGGACGAUGUCGUCAAAGGUACGGUCUGUGAAUCAACUGACCACUCUACAAUAAUAUAAUUAUAUAAAUUUGGACUAGAAAAACGGUUAAACCAAAACCGAAACAGGAAAAAAAACGAACACCAACUACCUAAAUAGUAGGUACUUAAAACCAACAUUUUAAUUGAAAAAAAAAUUUAAUUCAAACCUAAAACUAAAGUGAUUAUGUUAAAAAUAUAAAUGGGAAAAAAUAAAAAAUACCUCUACGAUUCUCGUAUUUGGAAAUAUAUUAUAUAUUAAAUAUAGGUAACAUUUAUGGUGUUUAUAUCCAUCUAAUUUUAAUUAUAAAAUUAUAAAAUACUCUUUUACACGAACACCGUUAAUAAACCGAAAUAAAUGAAAACCAGUAAUCAAAUCAUUUUUAAAAAAUAAAAUGAAAACCUUGAAAAAAAUCUAAAUUAAAUUCAGUUGUUGCCAAAUUUAGGACGACAAGACAUAUCUAUUAUAAUUGCUCAAUAUUAUUAUAUAUUUGAUACUUACGUAUAAAUAUUAAAUAUGCAUAUUAUUAUUAUUAUUAGGUAUAUUAUGUACAAUAUGUAUAUAAUUACACGCAAGUACAUUUAAACGAUAUUGAAAAGUAUCGACAGUAUAUUUUAAUAAUUUACAACUUUAUACGAGUGCCAAAUAGUUUUUCUGAGUAAGUAUGGGUUUCAAAUAUUGCAGCGAUCAAAUUCACCCAGUAAGCAAACAUACGGGUUACAUGUAUAAUUAAAGUAGCCAAUAGGAGGUACCUAAUAUUCUGCCUAGUCAACAUUAAAACGUGUUAAAUUUUAUUUGUGACAACUGAUGAUUGUUGUAAUUUUGUGAUAAAAAUAUCGCUUUUUAUACUAUAGUAAUUGAUUAUCAGUAAUCUAAUGGCUAUAAUAGGAAUAUUGAAUAACAAUCUUCGAAUUAUGUAAAAUAUGUAUAAAAGGUUUUGAUAAACGAAUAAAUAAAUUUAUUCCACAAUUUUAAACUUCUAAAUUCUUAUAGUUUCAUGUGUCUUAAUUUCUUAUGUUAAAAUAAUUUAGAAAUUAUAAUACAUGUAUAAACGAUUAUUAAAUGAAUACUAUAGAGAACCUUAUAUGUAUUAAAAUGGAAGUGAAUGGUGUUGUUGUGACGAUCUUCAGAAAACUUAUACGACGGCAACGAUCCAACUUCUGCCACGUGAGAGGCUCAAUAUUGUUACUUCAUAAUAUAUAUUCAAAUCUCUGCAAUCUAAAAUUGCUUUUAUUCACUCUUUGACUUAAAAAAUUGCAUGUGUAUUCAAUUAUAUUUAAUUUGGAUGUGACUAUAUGAGUGUAACUGCCGUUUAUUAUCUUUAACACAUUUUGAUUUUUGUGUAAUUGACCUUUUAUUAUAUAAGUUAUAACAUUAUUUCAUGUAUUUUAGUGUAA
Myzus persicae (green peach aphid) is the source of this 2950-nucleotide messenger RNA. RefSeq names its product protein yellow-like. Bases 168 to 1595 code for a protein of 475 amino acids. Gene Ontology annotation, cellular component: extracellular region. The transcript is spliced from 5 exons. NCBI's taxonomy places the organism in Eukaryota, Metazoa, Arthropoda, Insecta, Hemiptera, Aphididae. The record is from RefSeq and is a predicted model, not a curated record.